Molecule: messenger RNA, 2358 nt
Organism: Colletotrichum higginsianum IMI 349063
Lineage: Eukaryota; Fungi; Ascomycota; Sordariomycetes; Glomerellales; Glomerellaceae
Exons: 3
Coding region: 1-2358 (785 amino acids)
Source: RefSeq, a predicted model, not a curated record
AUGGCUGGAGUUUACAGAGAGUCGACCCGGGUCUACCGGGAUCCGACCGACUACUCGUCCGAUGAAGACCGAUACAAAUCCACCACUGUCCGUCGCUACAAAGUGGCUCCCAGCCGUGUUGAGAGGGUCGAGCGCACAGAGCGAGUUGAAGUCGUCGACGACGACGAUCGCCGAUCACGCUACUCCGGCUACCCGCUGCGCAACUCGGGCGACUAUGCCUAUUCCCCCGAUCGUCCACGCUCUGCAUUCGAGUCACGGACCCAGGUCAUUGAACGCGAGCGCGAGCGCGAGCGCGAUGUCGCUGACCCCUACAGAGGCGACACCCGGAGUGUCAUCUCCCAAAUCAACUAUGACCGUGAGCGUGGUCGCUUCGACGACAGCCGUUUCGACGAUGUUCGCAGUGUCGCCGACAACCGGACUCUCAUCGAGGUUGAACGUGAGCGCGACUGGGACCGCCGCUCCAGGGGGCCUUGGGACCACCACCACCAUCACCACCAUCAUGAACCCGAAACCGAGGUCCGUGUGGACAAGCGUGUCGAGCGCCGCGAAGAUGGCGACAUCAAGGUCGAGAAACGUGUCGAAGAAUACCGCGACGAGCAUGGGGGGGCAGAGGUCGAGAGAUACCGCAAGGAAACCGAAUACUACUCUCCCAUCAGUCCCCCACCUAUCCCCCAGCCUGUCAUUAUUCGUCAGCAGGCCCCCGAGCCCCAGAAGAUUAUCGUCCAGGAGGCACCCCAUCCCGCUCCCAUCAUCGUUCCUCGCCAAGAUCCCGGCAUUGUUGUUUUGAGAGAGCGUGAGUCUCCUCGCGAAAUGGUCCGCCGCGAGCCCCGCGAAGAUGAGUACUACUACCGCCGGGAGACCAAGGACAUUGGCCCCUACCGCCGAGACGAGCGUGAGUAUCAUUACGAUCGCCGUGGUCGUGGUAGGGACUACAUUAGCGACGACGAAGACUACUACAUGAAGCGGACCGUCAUUCGCCGAAACAGGAGCUCCAGCUCCGACCAUCACCACAAACGUCACCUUGCCGAGGGUGCCCUCGCCGGUGCCGGUAUUGCAGCACUCGCUGCAAGCCGACGAGACAGCCGUGGUGAAAUGGCCUCCAACCGCGGAAGCAAGGUGCUCGCUGGCGCGGCCCUCGGUGGCCUGGGCACGGAAAUCAUUCGACGAGCUCGCAGUGCGUACGAAGAGAACUACCACGACGACCGCCGCAGGUCUCGUUCGAGAUCCCACAGCCGCAGCUCCAGGAUUAAAACCGGCCUUGGCAUCGCUGCCGCCGCCCUUGCCGUAGCAGGUGCCGCCAAGUAUUAUCAGAGCGGCAAGAUUGAAAAGGAAGAAAUGCAUCGUGGCCGGAGCAGAAACCGAGGUUACUCCGUCUCGAGCUACUCGGUAUCCCGAUCUCGUAGCCGUAGCCGCAAGAGCCGCAAGAGCCGGAGUCGGUCCGUAGCCAAGGCCGCGGCUGCAACUGCCGCCGCCGCCGGUCUGGUGCAACACUUCCGCAACAAGUCCAAUUCCAAGUCUAGGAGUCGUUCAAGGUCCAAGUCUCGCAUCAGGACCGGAGCCGAGGUUGUUGCCGCCGGCCUAGCGGGAGGUGUUGCCAGCAAGAUUUACAAGAACCGGAAAGACAAGAAGGACCGCGAAGUAGAUCGCGAACUAAGCGAUCAGGAGUAUGAGGAGGAGCUCAGGCGGGAACGGCGCGAACGUCGUCGGUCGCGCAGCAGGUCUCAGGCCCGCUCUCUUUAUCCCGAGCCGCGCAGCGCUGAUCCUGAGCUAGGCUUAGUUGAGUACGGGACUUCACCGCUGCCGACCGACCCGCCGUACCCGCCAGAUGACGGGUAUGAGUCUGCAGCAAACGAAAGGCGACGCCGUCGACACCGACGCAUGUCAGGCGACGAUUACGACGAUGCCGAGCCGGCGAAGAAGAGGAGCAAGAGUCGUUUGAGAGAUAUGGCAGCAGCAGCAGUUGGCACAGGAGCCGCCGCCAUCGGAAUCAAGCAAUAUCAGAAGAGGAAGGAGAAGGACGAGGACCGGUACGAAGAAAGUGUUCGGGAUGACGGGUACUACGACGACUACAGCCGUCCGCCUUCGCCGCCUCACGCAUCCGGCGGCUCUUACUAUCCGCCACCGCCGGCACCCACGGCGGGCUUCACUCAGCAUCCCAACAUUUCGACCGCCAACUUGAGGGAUCAGUACCCACCGUAUCCUCAAGACUACCCUCCCGGACCGCCACCAAUGGGACCAUCCCCGCCGAUGGCCACGGGCGGUGCCGGAGGAUAUCCUCCCCCUCCGCCUGCCGGUGGUCCUCCCCCAUCAGGCGGUCCGCCGCCGGGAACGAGGUUCGGCCCUGACCAUAUGGUAUAA